AUGAGGGCUGGUGCUGGGAUUGUCAUUAUCACCCCGAAAGGAUUACAGUUGAAGCAUUCUUUUAGGUUGGGAUUCAGGGCCUCUAACAACGAAGCUAAGUACGAAGCCCUGCUCAUUGGGUUGAGAACUGUUUUAGAUAUGGGUGCCCAGGAUGUGGUGAAACAAGUCAUGAGUAAGUUUUGUACAGCAAAGGUAACUCAGGUUCCCCGGAGACAGGAUAGACAUGCCGACUCUCUAGCCACGUUGGCAUCGUCAAUGAUGGAGGAUGUACCUCGGUUAAUUAAGGUGGAACUCAUAGAGGAGCUGAGUAUUGAUACAGUGGUUGGUGUUGAUGUUGUGGCAGAGGCGAAGGCGCUAGCCAAUAUUAGGGACGUAGAUGUUAAAAAGUUCGUGUGGAAGAACAUCAUCACGAGAUUUGGGGUGCCGAACUCCCUUAUAUCAGAUAACGGAUUGCAAUUCGACAACAAGGCCUUUGCGAGUUUAGUAGUGAUCUCAACAUCAGGAACAGCCCCCACUCACCACUUCAAAAUUUUCAAUCUCCCAUUUAAUUAUUUUCAGAUUUCUCGCUUCUUUUUAGUCUCAUUUUCUGCCUCCACCCACAUUUUCCUUUCACUCACUCUCUCUCUCUCUCUCUCUGCCACGGAUCUCCCUCACCCAAUCUUGCCGUUGACAACCACCAUCCACACUACAACUGUCAACGACAACGUGGUGGCUUCCCUUCUUCAUUUACCAGCCUUCCCCUUCACCCAUCUCCUCUCUAGCUCUUCUUCUUUACUCAAAUCUCAUCCUCUCUCCUCCAAAAUUUCAAACCCCAAGCCCCGCCUCUACCCAAAGCUAGACAUGAAUGUCCUUAUAUGUGGAUUAACUUGCAUGCAGUACAAGCUCUAUGUUGAUGGAAAAUGGGGAUAUGAUGAAUCUGAACUUCAUGUGACUGGUGAUUAUGGGAUUGUGAACACAUUACAGUUGUCUACGAAUGACAUGGAUGUUGAUAAUGAUGCCUUUUCGGCAUGUGGUCAAAAGGUCACAUGCCUUGGGUUAUAGAUGACGUCAAGGGGAGAUAUAUUUCAUUGCAACAAGUUUUAGCUUGGUUGCAUAUCUUCAUGAGGAAUUCAUUAUCAUUUGAUUAGUAUUUGAGUGAAUAGAUUCAAACUUAUAUUAUGUAUAUGAUAUUGAACUUGGGUAUUAUUUUCCCUUAUUAGUAGUUAUUGAUUAAGCAGUUGUUAUACUUA
Molecule: messenger RNA, 1229 nt
Organism: Quercus robur (English oak)
Lineage: Eukaryota; Viridiplantae; Streptophyta; Magnoliopsida; Fagales; Fagaceae
Exons: 6
Coding region: 1-1041 (346 amino acids)
Molecular function (GO): nucleic acid binding
Source: RefSeq, a predicted model, not a curated record